Messenger RNA from Sinocyclocheilus grahami, 2073 nucleotides. Its product is annotated as transmembrane 9 superfamily member 4-like. The transcript is spliced from 18 exons. Gene Ontology annotation, cellular component: membrane. Bases 205 to 2058 code for a protein of 617 amino acids. Gene Ontology annotation, biological process: protein localization to membrane. The record is from RefSeq and is a predicted model, not a curated record. NCBI's taxonomy places the organism in Eukaryota, Metazoa, Chordata, Actinopteri, Cypriniformes, Cyprinidae.
CACCAAAGAAGAAGAAGAAGAAGAAGAAGAAGAAGAAGAAAUGACAUCCUUCCUGUGACGUCUGCGAUGACACGCGUAGUCAAGAUGGCGGCGGCGGCGGCGCUGUGACAUCUGCAGGACUCCAAUCAUUCAGUCUGCUUAAGCCCUGCCUCUUUCUUGCAGUCGACUUCAUGUUUGAGUGCAACACCCACAUCUCAAAAUGAGAUGUGGGCACUGUUAAUAGUGUCCACGCUGCCUUUAGUAACACCUUUUUAUGUACCAGGGGUUGCACCUAUGAAUUUCCACCAGAACAGCCCUGUUGAAAUAAAGGCUGUAAAAUUGACGAGCUCUAGAACACAGUUGCCCUAUGAGUACUAUUCGCUUCCCUUCUGUAAGCCUGAUGUCAUCUUUUACAAGGCAGAGAACCUCGGUGAGGUGUUGCGAGGAGACCGUAUCGUAAACACACUGUACACUGUUCUCAUGAACCUGGACAAGAAGUGUGAGGUGUUGUGUAAAAAGCCUGAUGAUCCCAUCAAACUCAGCGUGGAGGAGAGCAAGCUGCUAGCUGAGCGCAUCCAAGAAGAGUACUAUGUCCACCUUAUUGCAGAUAACCUCCCUGUGGCCACACGGCUGGAGCUUUACCCAAACAAAGAGGAAGGAAUGGAAGAGGAACAGAGGAAGGACACACAGAAGGAUAUCCAGUUUGAGCAUGGCUACAGACUCGGCUUCACCGAAAACAACAAGUUCUAUUUGCACAACCAUCUGUCAUUCAUCCUGUACUACCACAAAGAAAAGGUGGAGGAGGAUGUCGAACACAAUUACAGAGUUGUACGUUUCGAGGUGAUGCCAAAGAGUGUAAAAUUAGAAGAUAUAAAAUCAGACGAGCGAAACACAUGCACAUUACCUGAAACGGUUGCCCCCGUCCCUCAGGAGAUCGACCCGACUAAAGAGAACAGAAUUCUCUUUACCUACUCUGUGCACUGGGAGGAGAGUGAGGUGAAAUGGGCCUCUCGCUGGGACACGUACCUCACCAUGAGCGAUGUGCAGAUCCACUGGUUCUCCAUCGUCAACUCUGUAGUCGUGGUGUUCUUUCUGUCAGGCAUCCUGAGUAUGAUCAUCAUAAGGACGCUGAGGAAGGACAUUGCCAACUACAAUAGAGAAGAUGACAUUGAAGACACAAUGGAGGAAUCUGGUUGGAAGAAUGUCCAUGGUGACGUUUUCCGCCCACCUCAUUAUCCCAUGAUUCUUAGUUCCCUGUUGGGAUCUGGCAUCCAGCUCUUCUGCAUGAUUCUCAUUGUUAUCUUUGUGGCUAUGCUCGGGAUGUUGUCUCCAUCCAGUCGAGGAGCUCUGAUGACAACAGCCUGCUUCCUCUUCAUGUUUAUGGGUUUGUUCGGAGGUUACUUUGCUGGAAGACUUUACCGCACUCUUAAAGGCCACAGAUGGAAGAAAGGUGCUUUCUGUACUGCAACUCUGUACCCAGCUGUCGUCUUUAGCAUCUGUUUUGUUUUGAACUGUUUCAUCUGGGGAGAACACUCUUCUGGUGCUGUUCCUUUCACUACAAUGCUGGCUCUGUUGUGUAUGUGGUUUGGCAUUUCUAUGCCUCUCGUGUAUCUGGGCUACUAUUUUGGUUUCCGAAAGCAGCCGUAUGACAAUCCAGUUCGUACCAAUCAGAUUCCCCGCCAGGUCCCUGAGCAACGCUGGUACAUGAACAAGUUUGUUGGUAUCCUGAUGGCAGGAAUCCUGCCAUUUGGCGCCAUGUUUAUUGAGCUCUUCUUCAUCUUUAGUGCUAUCUGGGAAAACCAGUUUUAUUACCUGUUUGGCUUCCUCUUCCUUGUCUUCAUUAUUCUUGUGGUUUCCUGCUCUCAAAUCAGCAUUGUGAUGGUGUACUUCCAGCUUUGUGCAGAGGACUAUCGGUGGUGGUGGAGGACAUUUCUCGUGUCCGGAGGUUCUGCCUUUUAUGUCCUAGUCUACGCUGUUUUCUAUUUUGUCAACAAGGUAACUAUCUUUACUUCAGCUUGUUACAGUAGACCUGUUUUAUUUACUGAAGUGUCUUUCCUAUUCAACACCUUAUGUUUUUAAUGGCAGAGGGGGUGU